Molecule: messenger RNA, 3869 nt
Organism: Agrilus planipennis (emerald ash borer)
Lineage: Eukaryota; Metazoa; Arthropoda; Insecta; Coleoptera; Buprestidae
Product: lateral signaling target protein 2 homolog
Exons: 6
Coding region: 318-2831 (837 amino acids)
Cellular component (GO): early endosome membrane
Molecular function (GO): metal ion binding
Source: RefSeq, a predicted model, not a curated record
GUAUGUUGGCGUACGUCAACGUCAGCUGUCAGUGUAUUAUUACAUUGUAGUGAUUCAUAGCUACAAAAACAAUUUUUCUAUUCUGCAAAUAACUGCAGUAAUAGUUGGGUUAUAAUAUGUGUUUAUUUAAUAUCAAGGGGUCGUUCAAUGUGGUGCCUGUGUUAUAAUGAUAAUUUUUAUUGUUGCUAGUCAGAUAGCAAAAUCGAAAAUUCCACUUUAUGGAAUAAAGUUUUCGUUGAAUGUGCGUCCCAAGUGUAAUGUGUCAGCUCGAUUUGUAAACUACUGUGCAUUUUAACUAUUACUAAGUUAAUAACAAGAUGGAAUCGUUAAGAAAAUGGCUUUAUAGACCGAAGAAAGAUGAUACGUCUUUGCUGGCCCAAUUUUUCUAUGCAGACGACGAUUUGAAUAUUAUCACUAGCGAAUUGGAUAGCUUUGAUGGUCGUAAAGACCCUGAAAGAUGCACAACCCUCGUUAAUCAGUUACGACAAGCACAAGACAAAGUUUUAACCAUUAUCAACGCCAUCAUGGAUGUACUCAUUGGAGACGAACGUGCUGAGAGGGAUUUUAGGGUUAAAUUUCCCGAAGAUGUGCUUCAAGAUAAUCUUGCCGGACAACUUUGGUUCGGUGCAGAGUGCCUGGCAGCUGGAUCGUCGAUUAUGAAUAAAGAAUCGGAAAGUGAUGCCAUGCGACCAUUGGCGAAAGCAUUAACUAAAAGUUUGGAAAAUGUUAGAAACCUCUUGCGAGAAACGUGCCUUCGCAGUAAUACACCAAAUGGUCCGUUGAAGCUUAACAGCAACGAAUUAGUUACUGAAAUGCUUAUUGAAAGUCUCAAAAUCUUUGAUCGACUUUUUGCAGAAUUUGAACUUUCUUAUGUUAGCGCCAUGGUUCCUGUCAAAACUACACAGGAAUAUGAAUUACAAGAGCUAAUAGGUGUCCUUUUUUCCGAAACAUUGCAAAGGGCGCUUCGAAUGAAGCUCCUGUCUCAAGACAAAGUUGAUGAUUGCGAUCCCGCUUUGAUGUUCACCAUUCCUCGACUUGCCAUCGUUAGUGGCCUUAUAAUUUUUCCUGACGAUCCGUUAUGUAUCGACAGACCAAUUGAAGAAAUGAGCGAAAUGUUUCGACCGUUUAGGACUUUAUUACAUAAAAUUCGCGAACUGUUGUGGACCUUAGAUAAGAAAGAAUUGUACAUGUUAGAGAAACUUUUAUGUGAUAACGAACAAAUUAGUGAACUGACUAUUGCUGAUGUUGAAGUGCAAAGUGACUAUGUAGAUAAUUACGGAAAUAGGUUUUAUAAUGAAUAUCCUUUAUGCAAAGAUAUUUUGUCUAAGUUUUUCUUGAAUGGAACCUCUAAGGAAAUUUCAACCACUGAUCCCCAGGAAUAUGUGCAUAACAAUGAAAUUACACCUGCAACCCUUGUAGAUACCACCGGCGUUCAUGAACCUAAAAUGGAAGAAAUUUCUGCCUUUGAAUUAAGAUCCUCUUCCGAAAGUCUAGAAGCCCCAUCUACAUCAGGUUAUUUGAUCGCUAAUGCAAUAGAGUCCAAACAUUUACCAGUUCUUCCUGGUACCCCUCCACGCCUAUACCGAACAGAAUCUCCAUCCGACAAAGAUUCGUUGGAAGUUAUCUCUGAAGCAGCUGCUACACUAUCGUCAAUUUUAAGUUAUGAAGAGGCCGAGAAGGAACGAGAAAAAUCUGGCCAUCGCAAAUCUGACAGACAUCAUGCUCCAAAGUCUUUGAAAAACAAAAUACUAGUUAGAACUAGUCUAGAUUCUCCAAAUGAUUCAGGAAUUUGUACAGAAAAUACGAGCUUGGAUAGAUCCCCAAGUUUAGAUCUUUGUGAAGAUAAAAGUUGUGGGUGCUCAAAGAGUUCGCCAGUUCUUCAAAUUCCUUGCCACUGCAUUCCCAAGAUGGAUAAUUCAGAGCUUGAAUUUAAAUCGAAAGAAAAUGCAUCUGGACAAUUUGACUUUUCCCCAGGAUGUAGCGGUAAAGUCAUUUCAGACAAUAAUAACGUAUGGAGUGACACUAAAGACAAUCCUGAGAAUAGUAACAGCAGUUCCGAUACAUCCUCGUUUAACAGCAAUUGCGCAGAUGAUGAAGAAAUUGCUUUGGCUCUACAGGCUGCUGAAAUCGCUAGUAUGAGAGAAAUACGAGCGAAAUUUAGUUCCAGUGAAGAUCUGAUCCAUCGUCUUUUCGUUUGUAUUGCUGGAGUAGCAGAUCAGCUACAAACGAAUUUCGCAAGUGAUUUACGUAACAUUUUAAAGGCCGUGUUUCUUAUAAAUGCUUCGGAUUCGACUGUUACCACUUCAACUUCCACUGAACACUCGGUGGAAUAUCACCCUAGUCCUACUGAAGUUAUACAAACGGAUGAAUUCACUGUUGAUCCUAAUAUUCUUGCCCAAGAAGCUCUAUUUGAUAGCAAUGUUUACUUUCACAUAGAAGGAGAGGAGACUGAGGCAGAUUACACCAAUUUUCCCCGUCACCAAGAGGAUCAGGAAGUAAUUAAUGGAGUCCAGCAAAUUGAUAUAAAUAACACCAAUGAGCAAUUACCUGCUCCUCCUAACAAUUUACAUCAUCAGCAACAAAAUAUCGCACAGCAUCAAGAUUGUGAAAGGCCACCUGUUUGGAUUCCCGAUAUUGAAGCUCCAAAGUGCAUGAGUUGCGGUUUGACGUUCACUGUCGUGAAAAGAAGGCAUCAUUGUAGGAAUUGUGGUAAAAUUUUCUGUUCCAGGUGUUCAUCUAACAGUGUUCCGUUGCCAAAAUUCGGACACUAUAAGCCUGUCAGGGUAUGCAAUAAGUGUUUUAUGUAUAGUAUAACCCAUUUUACAAUGUAAACAUCCGUUAAACGAAAAGUGAGAUUUUGUACUUAAUAAAUAAGGAAUAGUUAGAAUAGAUAUAACCUCCUUGCGGGUAAAAUUCUAAAAAUUUCCUAUUGAGCAUGAUACUGUAAUUUAAAUGGCGUAAAGGAAAUUAUCGUUCAAUAAUUUUGUAGUUUAAUAUCCAAUCAUAUUAAAAACUUUUGCUAUAUGAACUAGACGAUAGUUUAAAUUUACUCCUUAUUGAUUAAUUUCAUAUUCAUCAUUGGAAGUCAAUUUUUUAAAAUUAGACAUACCUACUAUAAAUGGUAAAAUCACUUUAAGUUUUUUUUUAAAAGAGCUUUAACUUUUGACUAAACAAGUGUGACUAUAUGGUAAAUAUUUGGCUCAAUAAUUUACAGUUUUUGUGUUAAUAUAGUUAACAUCUAACUUGUAACAAGUAAAAUUAGCAGUGAAAUUUAAUAGAAUGUGCCAAUUGCAACAGUUUUUGAAAGUUGCAGCGUUUUAAGCUUUGUGCGUGGGAUAAUCGCUGGCCAAAUUAGAUAAAUACAUAGCAGCUUAUUUCCUCUGUCAAUUUGAUCUCAUCCAUUGUGAUAAAGCAGUAUUUGUCGAGUAUUCUUUUUUUUUGAAAUUGCUGUUCAGUCGUACUUGAACAACCAGCGCCACACACUACGAACAAAUUACAAACAUUUUUAUUUGAGAUGUAAACAGUAAUUUUUAGUAAAUUUUUGGACAUUUGAGUCAUUUUAUUGUUUUAUAUCCUACUAGUGUAUUUUGCUCAGACUUAUUAUUAUCUAUUAUAAAUAAUCCUACAGUCCUAUACAAUACUUCAGUAGUGUUAUUUUUACAUAGUUUUUGUUGUAAUGUAGAAAAAAAAUACUUUUAUAAGGACAAAGGGUAAUGGAUUUGGUAAAUGAAAAGAUAAAACUUCGUGAGUACAAAUAAGGAGAGUUCUGUUACCUUUAGUUCACAGUUUAUGCACUGAAACUUGUUGUGAUAAUUAUCUUACAGUAAGGGUUUGGGAAUUCUAACUUAUAAAUAAAAAAAUCUUUUGAA